This is a messenger RNA of Megalobrama amblycephala (Wuchang bream), 1478 nucleotides long. It is a transcript of the gene arv1, whose product is annotated as ARV1 homolog, fatty acid homeostasis modulator. Gene Ontology annotation, biological process: regulation of plasma membrane sterol distribution; sphingolipid metabolic process; intracellular sterol transport. Gene Ontology annotation, cellular component: cortical endoplasmic reticulum; Golgi apparatus. NCBI's taxonomy places the organism in Eukaryota, Metazoa, Chordata, Actinopteri, Cypriniformes, Xenocyprididae. The transcript has 5 exons. The record is from RefSeq and is a predicted model, not a curated record. Bases 63 to 782 code for a protein of 239 amino acids.
AGCACCUCCUCUUAUGGAGGAUCAGGAAGCAGUAGGCGUGUUUUCAUGCUGUCAUUUGGAGAAUGGCAUCGGGACUGUUAAAAUGCGUCGAGUGUAACGAAGAUGCAACCGAAUUGCAUCGAGACUACAGCAACGGCAUACUGAAGCUCACCAUAUGUAGUUCAUGCAAGAAGCCUGUUGACAAAUACAUAGAAUAUGAUCCAGUUAUUAUUCUGAUAGAUGCCACUCUAUGCAAAACCCAGGCCUUUAGACAUAUACUCUUCAACACUGAGAUCAAUAUCCACUGGAAACUGUGUGUGUUCUGUCUGCUGUGUGAGGCGUAUCUGCGCUGGUCCCUCCUGCAGGGGUCCCAGCCCAGCGAUGACCCCGCUGACAUCAUCCGUUACACUAAAGAAUGGGAGUUUUACUGCAUGUUUGCACUGGCUGCACUGGAGUUGGCCGUGUUCUGCAUAGGUGUGUUGGUCAUUCUCUGGAUGGCGCAGCUCUUCUGUGGAGCUUCUUUAGAAUUCACUCCGCUGUUGAAGGCUCUUCUGCUGUCCAGCUACGGCAAAGUGCUGUUAAUUCCAGCUGUCAUCUGGGAGCACGAUUUCUCCCCGCUCUGCUUCAGCCUCAUACGACUGUUUGUUCUGACCUCCAAUUCACAAGCCAUCAGAGUGAUUCUGAACUGCAGUCGGCGUCUGUCUCUCCUGGCGGUGUGUGGCGGCUUGCUGUUGGAGAUGUGGGUUGCCCAGACUUUAAAAACACUGCAAGUCUGUUCACAAGACUAUCUGUCAAUGCUCUAGAUUAUGAGGACUUGACUCCAGGAGUCUGAAACCUCAGGAUUGUCUCAAACCUUUGAACGUAUCAAACAGUCCUUUCUAAAUAUAAAUGGAUUCUCUAUGAAUUGAUGCAAAACUAUUUUCGUGAACGAUUCAAGACCUCCUUGCGGUCAGUGAGACAGAAAGUUUGAUUUAUGAAACUGUUUACCUCAGAUGUGGAUGUAGAGACAUGCUUGUCAUUACUUCAGAGAUGUUGUUUGAGCAAGAUGUUUUGUACAAAGGAAUUUAUUGUGAAACUAAAUGAGGUCAUAGAGAGCAAAUUGUUCAUCUUUACUAUGGUUACCACAUGGUUAUGAGGUUUUCCAUGCAUAUAUGUCUGGUGUUUACUAAGCUAACCCCUUUUAAGACCAGUAACUUCUCUUCACUUGAGAAUUCUCCUCAUACACAGGAACUAGUUUGGGUCUAUAUAGGCAGAAAAAGAGCAGGCCUGCAGUUUUCACGGAAUCCUGUAUGUUUAUAAAGACUUUGAAGGCACAGCUUCACAUUCCUGAGGUCAUUUGUCAAAUUCCUCAAUUAGCUCUGCUGAGAGAAGAUGUUAAAUCAAAUAUACUACAGAUGGCUGUGGACCUGUGUCGACAUGAUGCGUUCAAGUAUUGUAAUGAUCUGAAUGUCUGUUUUAUUUGUGUAAUUUAUCUCUGUUACAUAAAUGUGAAGUGUGGA